CUCGGGAGGUUGGAUUAGCCACAAGUUGUUGUGAACCAGGGUAAAAUUUGGUGUGCCUCUUACUCUUCUCUUUACUUUUCUUUUAUUUAUUUUUAAUUCUUGCGAAUUCUUAAUCAAACGCUAUUCACCCCCCCUCUAGCGUUGGUAUAUUAUUCUAACAAUUGGUAUCAGAGACUAACUCGCGUCCAAACUUAACCGUUUGAGAGUAAAGCGAUCAUGGGUUCUUCUUCUAGAAAUCUCUAUGCAGGAAUUGGAGAAGGUCAAUCAACUUCUAGGCCACCACUUUUUGAUGGCACCAACUACUGCUAUUGGAAGGAACGGAUAAGAAUCUAUAUCCGUUCCACCAACUUCCAAUUAUGGUUGGUGAUCAAAAACGAUGAAGAAAUCCCCAUGAAGAAAGUGGGAGAAACCACGGUCCCAAAGACCGAGAACGAAUUUGAUGCCGAGGACAUCAAGAAGAUUGAGAAUUAUGCAAAGGCCAUCAAUAUGCUAUAUUGUACCGAUCAAGUGCGUGAAGCCAAGAUCGAUUUUCUCACCCAAGAGUAUGAAAUGUUUCGAAUGAAGGAAGGUGAGAAAAUCGACGACAUGUUUGAUCGUUUCUCAAAAAUCAUAAACGAUUUUCAUGCUCUUAAGAAGACGUACACCAACGUCACCAUCGACGGGCUAAGAGGUAAUCUUAAAACCUAUGAAUCUAUUAUUCUAACCCCGUCUUUGGAUGAACAAAAGAAAAAGGGGAUAGCUCUCAAAGCCACCAAGAAACCGGUGGAAGACGUUUCAAGCGAUGACGACAACGAAUUUGGACUCGUCAUCAAGAAGUUCCACAAGUUCAUGAAGAAGGAAUUUGAGCGGAAGGGAAGGAAGCACGACGGUCCUCCCAAGUGCUACGGCUGUGGCGAAGGUGUCCAAAAGCCAAACACGACAAGGAUAAGCCCGACUUCAAGAAGCAAAGGGCUUACAUCUCUUGGGGUGGCGAUUCCGAUGACGAAUCAACCGACCAAGAGGAGGACAAAGCUGCAAAUCUUUGCCUCAAGGCACACGAAGAUCAAAACGACGACGUCCAAGAGGUAUGUACCAUUUCUUCCGACUCUUAUACUUUUGAAGAAAUGCAAGAAGCACUUCAUGAACUUUAUGAAGAAUUUUUUAGCGCUUCUAAAACAAAUAAAUCCUUGAAGAAACGUAUUUCCUCACUUGAAAACGAUUUUGAAAAAUUGGAAAAAGAGAAUGAAAAACUUAAACAAGAAAACAAAUUUUUUGGAAAAAGAAGCGCUGACAAACCGGAAAGUUCCUCAAGUGAAUGUGAGUCUUGUAAAACUUUAAAAGAACAAGUCACUAAACUUGAGAGCACAAUCAAGAAAUUUAAUACUCCUCAAAAAGACUUAAAUUUACUUCUUGACACUAUGCAUUUUUCUAAGGAAGGAAUAGGUUUCAACACAAAUGAAGCUAAGGAAAAUGU
Molecule: messenger RNA, 1453 nt
Organism: Cuscuta campestris
Lineage: Eukaryota; Viridiplantae; Streptophyta; Magnoliopsida; Solanales; Convolvulaceae
Source: the annotation of a GenBank genome assembly